CGUCGCAUUCUAGUCGCUCUACCACGUAAUUUUGGCAGCUUUUCGCAGCUGUUCCACCGACGACCAAUCCGCGCACAUUAUCACCUGCUCCCUACCCACGAUUGUUCAUUCAGCUCGGCACCAUCAGCUGCUUGCUCCGUCGACCAAACCACGCACAUUAUUACCUGUUCCCUGCGCAUAAUACUCGACCAAUUCUAUCUCGCCGUCAUUCUACCUUACCUCGCCACCUUCCUCCUCUCGUACCCAGAGUUACCUUCCCUUACCAGGAACCAGAUGACAUGGCAUCUCCAUCUCGGAAACGCAGUCCAGGAAGCCUUCAAAAAGAGUGCAAAAUGAAGUCGAGAAGAGUAAAGCGCCCUGAGGAAGAAAUAGAAUGGGGGGAAUAUAGUACGAACUUCGAUACCUCAGGCAAAGGCGGGGGAGUAGAAGAGCUCCAUCGUUUUAUACAAGCGUUGGAUGGACGUUCUGCAUUUCCCAGUACACGACUAGGGAAUAGGGAAUAUGUUAUGAAGCAAGUCAGACCACUCACGAAGUUAGAUGGUCAAGAAAAGCUACAAAGCAUACUCCGACAGCCGUUUCCCCAGGAAGAUAUUAUUCUUCUAGAGGAUUCAGAUUCUCUUAGAGAUGCUCUGGAAGGGCCAUUUCAUGUUCCACUCCUACAUCGAACAACAGUUGACAGCCCGAGCCUUCUGAGCGGACGAUCAACGAUUUUGGACCUUAUCAGCCGCCUCUCUACAAGGAAAGAGUGCACAGUAUCAGUCUACGACUUCUCCAUUGAAGAUCCAGCCAAAAGAACUCGCCAGACUACCGUCGCUGAGCUCUCCUCACGAUUUCAAAGAAAGGAGGAGCGAUCACAUGGACAAGAUGAGAACAACCUAAUUCUCAACUUUCUGGAUAUUGAAAACAAUUUUCAGGUCCAAUACUGUCCUCCAAAUCUUCUAUACUCUGACCUGAGAACUAAGCUACGCGAUAGUAGCCUAGGAGAUAUAGGGAAGACUAAUUCAGACUGGAAACCAGUAUAUCAAAAGGAAUUUUUUAUACUGUCAACAGCAAACGCGAUUUCUACUGUUCAUGUAGAUACAGGCGGUACAGGAACAUGGGCUGGUAUUCUAUCAGGACGAAAGAUCUGGUAUUUCCCACGCCGUGUUACUACUCAAACAUUACGGCUCCUGGCAGAGCUUGGAUCAGUAUCUCCUGAGAUAUCUGAUGAGUGGAUCAAAGUUGAACUACGAGAGGGAGACUUUUUUGUCAUGCCGCCAAGUUUACCGCAUGCUGUAUUUACGCCAGAGGACUGUCUUAUGGUCGGCGGAACUUUCUACACAGCUGGAACUCUAGAUCAGACCCUCGAAGGCCUUGAGAUACAGGAGAAAUACCCAGAGAUAUCGAAUGAGGACCUAAAUGAUACUGUUUAUAACAGUCUUGAACAGAUCCUCAUCCACUGCAAUUUCAUGGAUGUCCAGAACAAAAUACGGAUAUUAGGUUGUCGCUCUCUUUUUACCAAAUGCUCAAAAGGAAAGGGUACAUCGAAACUCACGAAAAAGGAUAUUAUGGGACAUUUAACAUCUAUUGGCGUAAAGUUCAAUCCGGGCAAAAGAAAACAUGAGCUACUUCAGCUCUAUCGAAGUGCUACUCAGGGAAGUACUACUCAGGAAAGUGCUACUCAGGAAAGUACUGCUCAGACAGGUACAACUCUGAAAGCAUCAAGAGAAGAGUUUGUUGAAUCGCUUGAAAAGUUCUGCGACAAACUAAAAAAUGAAAUCAUGGGCGAAACAUAAGACAGGGGAUAAAUGACAGGUUUGGCUAUCAUGUUAUAGAGGUCUCUUAUUCAGGCGUUUUUUAGGAAUUUAGGCCAAUCAACAUUCCUCGU
Aplosporella prunicola CBS 121167 is the source of this 1867-nucleotide messenger RNA. RefSeq lists its product as uncharacterized. The record is from RefSeq and is a predicted model, not a curated record. NCBI's taxonomy places the organism in Eukaryota, Fungi, Ascomycota, Dothideomycetes, Botryosphaeriales, Aplosporellaceae. Gene Ontology annotation, molecular function: histone demethylase activity; transcription coregulator activity. Bases 279 to 1775 code for a protein of 498 amino acids. Gene Ontology annotation, biological process: regulation of transcription by RNA polymerase II; protein demethylation. The transcript has 2 exons.